AUGUCGCGAAAGCAAGCCGACCAUGACUACAACCUCCGGAGUAUGAGCAACCUGAUGGGGGAGCGGUGGAGGAAAGUGAACGAUGGCGGGGAGAGGAGUCUCAUCAAAGCUCCGUCUUCAGCAAGCAUCAGCAGCACCACAGCCCCGGGUGCGCCCUCCUCCUCCUCUUCUAACCCUGCCGCUGGAGCUUCUUCCACGGCCCCAGCCACGACCUCCACCGGGGACCUGGAGAGAGCCGCGCGUAAACAGUUCACCCAAGAUGUCACUCCCGGGUUCGUGUACGUGCUGGCCGUGUUUUCAGCGCUCGGGGGGUUUCUGUUCGGGUACGACACCGGGGUGAUCUCCGGAGCCAUGCUUUUGCUCAAACGGGAGCUGGGUUUGAGCGCGCUUUGGCAAGAAGUGCUCAUCUCAAGUACAGUCGCUGCUGCCGCUCUGUCUGCGCUCAUGGGCGGCUUUCUCAACGGGCUGUUCGGGCGCAGGGUGUGCAUUCUCCUGGCCAGCUUCUUCUUCACGAUCGGAGGGAUUGUACUGAGCACUGCGCCCGGAAAAGAGGUGCUUUUGGCGGGAAGGCUCAUCGUUGGAGUUGGCUUAGGUAUUGCGUCCAUGACUGUGCCUGUGUACAUCGCCGAAGCUUCUCCUCCUCACCUUCGGGGGCAGCUCGUCACCGUGAACACACUUUUCAUCACAGCAGGACAGUUCACCGCCAGCCUCAUUGACGGAGCCUUCAGCUACCUGCAGCGUGAUGGGUGGAGGUACAUGCUGGGUCUGUCUGUUAUUCCAGCUGUGCUCCAGUUCAUGGGGUUUCUGUUUUUACCGGAGAGUCCUCGGUGGCUGAUCCAGUGCGGUCUCACCCAAAAGGCCAGACGAGUCCUGAGUCAGAUCAGAGGAAACCAGAACAUCGAUGAGGAAUACGACAGCAUCAAGAACAGCAUCGAGGAGGAGGAGAAGGACAGCGGAGGAGAGGGCCCGGUGAUUUGGAGAAUGCUGACCUAUCCUCCAACACGACGCGCUCUCAUCGUGGGUUGUGGACUUCAGAUGUUCCAGCAGCUUUCAGGAAUCAACACAGUCAUGUACUACAGCGCAACUAUCCUGCAGAUGUCAGGGGUGAGGGAUGACCGACUGGCUAUCUGGCUCGCUGGACUCACCACGCUCACCAACUUCCUGUUCACUCUGCUCGGCGUGUGGCUGGUGGAGAGGGUGGGACGGCGAAAACUCACUCUGGGCAGUAUCAUAGGUACCUGUCUGAGCCUGAGUCUGUUGGCGAUCGGCUUCCUCCUGUCAGCACAGCACAGUCCUCCAGUCACUUUCCACCCUCUGGACCCGGCCAUGGCCAACUCCACCUGCAACAAGUACCAGCUGUGUGAGCCGUGCAUGCUGGACCCUGGCUGUGGUUUCUGUUAUCGUGAGAAUGGCUCUGCUCUGCUCACCUCCUCCUGCGUCCCAGUCAAUAAGGCGUCCACGGAGCACGCGGCGUGGGGCAGAUGCUCAAAUGUAAGCCAGAAGGACCACGCGUACUGGGCCUACAACUACUGCCCCACCUCGUACUCUUGGCUGGUUCUGUUGGGUCUGGUGCUGUACUUGGCUGCUUUUGCUCCUGGUAUGGGCCCGAUGCCGUGGACCAUAAACUCAGAGAUCUACCCUCUGUGGGCGAGGAGCACGGGUAACGCCUGUGCGGCCGGAGUCAACUGGACCUUCAACGUUCUGAUGUCCCUCACGUUCCUGCACCUGGCCCAAUAUCUCACCUAUUACGGAGCGUUUUUCCUGUACUCCUCUAUGGCUCUGCUUGGUCUGAUCUUCAUCUUCGGCUGCCUCCCUGAAACCAAAGGACGUCGCCUGGAGGAGAUCGAGGCCCUGUUUGAAAACCAGCUGUGCUCCUGCGGCGUUUCCGAUUCUGACGAGGCCAGACAGGUGGAGUACAUCCGAGUCAAGGGGUCAAACUACCACCUAUCUGACAACGAUGCCUCUGACGUGGACUAG
Boleophthalmus pectinirostris (great blue-spotted mudskipper) is the source of this 1977-nucleotide messenger RNA. RefSeq names its product proton myo-inositol cotransporter (gene slc2a13a). NCBI's taxonomy places the organism in Eukaryota, Metazoa, Chordata, Actinopteri, Gobiiformes, Gobiidae. The record is from RefSeq and is a predicted model, not a curated record. Gene Ontology annotation, biological process: transmembrane transport. The coding region runs from base 1 to 1977 and encodes 658 amino acids. Gene Ontology annotation, cellular component: membrane. The transcript is spliced from 10 exons. Gene Ontology annotation, molecular function: myo-inositol:proton symporter activity.